AUGCAUCCAUUGCAACUAAUUAUAAAAGAACCUUUUAGUUUUAGUUUUGCAACCUCUCACCCUUCGGGGAUUGGGGAGGCCACUUCUCUUGUUGCAGGUCGUGUUACUCCUUCUCACUUGGGAAUCCUGGCAGAGCCUUUCUCGAAAGAGGAGGUGGAACAAGCACUUUUCCAGAUGCAUCCGACGAAGGCCCCAGGAGCGGAUGGCCUUCCUGCGCUUCUCUAUCAGAAAUUUUGGCAUGUGAUUGGAGAUGAGGUAGCUGCUUUCUGCUUGCAGAUUCUGAGUGGAGAUGUAUCUCCAGGGCGUUUGAUUACUGACAAUGCGCUGAUUGCAUACGAAUGUUUUCACUAUAUGAAAAAAAGAAUCUCAGGCCGGAAUGGCAUUAUGGCGCUAAAAUUGGACAUGUCCAAAGCGUAUGACCGAAUCGAAUGGUCUUUCCUUGAAUCGGUUUUACUUCAGAUGGGUUUCCCUGUGAACUGGGUAAGACUCAUCAUGAAUUGUGUCACAUCUGUGUCUUUCUCUAUUAUGCUCAAUGGUAAUCCACAGGAAAAGUUUUUCCCUCAAAGAGGACUCAGACAAGGUGACCCAUUGUCCCCGUAUUUGUUUAUACUUUGUGGUGAGGUUUUUUCAGCUAUGAUUGAGAAAUCCAUGGCUGCAUCUGAAAUUAGUGGAAUAAAAAUUAGUCGGCAUGCGCCUGUGAUAUCUCACUUGCUUUUUGCAGAUGACAGUGUUUUGUUUGCACGAGCAACUAUGGAAGAGGCACAAUGCAUAAAGAACAUUCUUGGCGCUUUUGAGCGUGCUUAUGGACAACGGAUUAAUUUUGACAAAUCAAUGCUUUCUGUGAGCCGAAAUGUGCAUGAUAAUCGAUUCAAUGAAAUUAAGCAGCUUUUGCAAGUAAAGGCGGUUGGAAGCUAUGAUCGAUAUUUGGGUUUACCGACCAUCGUAGGUAAGUCAAAAACUCAAAUUUUCAAUUUUGUCAAAGAACGAGUCUGGAAAAAGCUUAAAGGCUGGAAAGAGAAAUUUCUUUCGAGGGCAGGACGGGAGGUUCUUAUAAAAUCGGUGGUUCAAGCCAUACCUUCCUAUGUUAUGUCAUGUUUUAUUUUACCUGAUGGUUUGUGUGCAGAUAUUGAUCAUAUGAUUUCGAGAUUUUAUUGGGGUGGUGAUUCAACUCGCCGUGGUCUCCAUUGGACAAAAUGGGAGAAUUUAUGUAAGAGCAAGGUGGAAGGAGGCCUGGGGUUCAGAGACGUUAAGUCUUUUAACAUGGCCCUAGUAGGGAAGAAUUGGUGGCGUAUCUACACCCGCCCUGAAAGCUUGGUGGCUCGGAUUUUUAAAGGUGCCUACUUUCCUAGAUGUUCAUUGCGAGACGCAAAAAAAGGGUACCGUCCAAGCUAUACAUGGUCUAGUAUUUUAAAAACAAGCUGGGUUUUUGAACGAGGGGGACUCUGGAAGAUUGGUGAUGGUUCACAGGUUCAUAUAUGGAAUGAUAAUUGGGUACCAGGGGGUGCACCCCUUAUUUAUAACCAGGAUCUUGUUGAUGAAUUUCACUUAACACAUGUAUCUAUGCUUAUUGAUCAUGCUUUGCACAGGUGGAGGACAGAUUUGAUUGAGCUUGUCUUUAAUCCUAGCACUGCAGCUCGUAUAAUAUCAAUCCCUUUAGGGGUGCAUGGUGGCCCGGAUGAGUUCCAUUGGCCUAGCACUAGCAAUGGUCAUUACACGUGCAAGGAGGGAUACAAGUACAUGAGAAACCUUCUGUCCAUGGCUGAAGCUUCAUCUUCCACAGCUGUCACGUUAGAGGCCAAGUUCUGGAAUUUUUUCUGGUCAUCCCGAGCUCUCCCACGAUGCAAAGAGACAUGUUGGAGGGCUAUCCAAGCGAAGCAUGUUUGGUUUGCUUCUCAACUUGCUGUCCGUGUGGCAUCUUUCUCAACUUUUCGUGAACUUUGGCUUGCGUUUUUGGAGCUGCAUGAUGAGGAGGUAUUGGCCCUUGUACAGUCCACGGUAUAUGCUUUUUGGGAGGCCAGGAACCAUACUAUUUUCCAGCAGUGGCAGUUCACGGUGGAUAAUGUGCUCGGCCGAGUACGUUGCUUGACGGAGGAGGUUCAGGUGCGAGAUCAGAUGCGGGCACCAUCGGUGGCCUUGCCUGCGGCGUGGAAGACGCCAACUUCAGGUACUAUCAAGUGCAAUUUUGAUGCCUCCUAUCAUGUGAAUGGUUCGACUGGAUUGGGCAUGGUGGCACGGAAUUGUAAUGGUGAGGUGAUGGCUGCUGCAUGCUCCUAUCCCCUUUCAGCUCUUUCACCACUUCUGGCGGAGGCUAUGAGCUUGAGAUGGACAAUGCAAUUGGCUAUUGACCUUGGUUUUCGGAGGAUUUGUUUGGAGACAGAUUGUUUACAGCUGUAUAACUGCUGGAAAGCACAGGACAAUGGGCGUUCUUAUUUGAGCUCUAUUAUUAGGGAGUGGUUCACGCUCCGAGGUGCUUUUGAUGUUGUUACUUUCUCUUUUGUUCGACGCACGGGUAAUGCCGUUGCGGAUUUUCUAGCUAGGAACCCUGAAACCUACGCUAAUCUAGUUUGGGUGGAGGAGGUUCCGGAAGCUGCUUUAUCUUUGGUUAUUUCUGAUGUAACAACUCGGUUGCCGAAUGGCUAUUAA
Molecule: messenger RNA, 2643 nt
Organism: Lotus japonicus
Lineage: Eukaryota; Viridiplantae; Streptophyta; Magnoliopsida; Fabales; Fabaceae
Exons: 3
Coding region: 1-2643 (880 amino acids)
Molecular function (GO): nucleic acid binding; RNA-DNA hybrid ribonuclease activity
Source: RefSeq, a predicted model, not a curated record